CGGGAUUGGGCAGUCGCUCUCCUGCAUCGACUUGGCGCACGCCGUCCACCGUGCUCUCGCCUUUUUGGCCCGUUUUUUCCCUGUCUUGAGCUUGCUGCGGAAUCUGACCCCGAGCCGUCGUGGGGUGGAGCUCCGGCGUGUGCGUGGCGGACAAUCGGUGAUCGGAUCGCUCUCACGCCAUGUUUAAAACCCUUGCUCAACAGUUUUCCUUUUGGUUCUGGAUCUUCUUUUUCCCCUCUUUUUCUCUUUCCCCUUUGUGUUAAACUCGCUGGGUUUCUCAACGGCGACGCACUUGAAUUGAAUGGGGACAGAGAACGACCUUGACGUCGAGGGGCAGACGGAGCCUCCUAUAUGUGGCUUCAAGAAUUCCGUGUCCUCCACUCCAUCCCCCACUCUUGCCGGUUCUGCCGAUGCCGACGGCGGCACCGUAGCCAGCGGAUCCGUCACCACCUUUGACACCGCUCCCGCGCCCGUAUUUUCCCCGGACUCGGUGCAUAUCCUCUCCGUGCCGAGUGUUUGCGCUCUGCUUGAGACAGACCUCGAAAAUGGAAUCGACAAUACCGAGGCUGCCCGUCGCUUGCAGCACCAUGGGCCUAACAAGGUUGAGGGAGCUAAAGGGCUAUCCGUGUGGACGAUUCUCCUGAGGCAGGUCUCGAACAGCCUGACUAUUGUUCUCGUCAUCACGAUGGUGCUAUCCUUUGCCAUCAGCGACCACAUUGAAGGCGGCGUUAUCAGUGCUGUCAUUUUGUUCAACAUUGUGGUCGGGUUCAUCCAAGACUACCGCGCCGAACAGACCAUCCAGGCCCUGUACGCACUCUCUGCACCCACGUGCAAGGUAAUCCGCGCUGGCCAGACUGACAACAUAAAGGCCGAGACCCUCGUGCCUGGCGACCUGGUCAGGCUAGGCGUCGGCGAUGUUGUCCCGGCCGAUCUCCGACUGGUGCGCAGCGUCAACUUGUCCACCGACGAGGCGUUGCUCACCGGCGAAUCUGUUCCCGUCAGCAAGCACGCAGAAAUUAUUCUGAAAGAUCGCCAUGUUCCCCUGGGCGACCGCAUCAACAUGGUCUACUCGGCCAGUACUGUAACUCGUGGUCGCGCCACUGGUGUUGUGGUGGCCACCGGAAUGACCACGGAAGUGGGCAAGAUUGCCGAGAUUCUCCGGGCGAGCAGAGGCAAAAAGGUCGAAGAGGGUAUGGGCCUGGUCCGGAGGACUUGGGUCAGGGUCAGAAAUGGCCUUCGCAUCCUCCUCGGCCUCGACGGCACCCCCAUGCAAGUCUCCCUGAGCAAGUUCGCCUUGCUCCUGUUUGCAUUGGCUAUCACACUGGCUAUCAUCGUCUUCUCUGUCAGUCUUUGGCAUGUCACGAGCGAAGUCUUGAUCUAUGGCAUUUGUGUGGCCGUUGCCGUGAUUCCGGAGUCGCUCAUCGCCGUUCUUACCAUCGCAACCGCGCUUGGGACUCGCGCCAUGGCCAAGGGCAAUGUGGUUAUUCGCAAACUUGCCGCCCUCGAGGCCGUCGGCGGAGUGACGAAUAUUUGCUCCGACAAAACCGGGACCCUCACCCAAGGCAAAAUGGUUGCGAAAUGCGUGUGGCUGGUCGAUGGCACCGAGAUCUCGAUUCAGGUGACCACCCACCCUUUUGACCCCACGAGCGGAAGCGUUCGCAUUGGCGCCGAGACGUAUUCCUCAGGAACUCUGCCAGAUGAUGAGAAGAGCAUCCGGCUUAUCGAGUUCUUGGAGACGGUCGCGUUGUGCAACAACUCAACUGUUACUAAGGCCGACGCCUCGUAUACCGCAAUUGGUGAGCCCACCGAGAUUGCUCUUCAGGUCCUCGCCAUGCGGUUCGGCAUGGGUAAGCCUGCCCUGUUGGGAUCAAGUAGCCACCGGUUUCUGGCCGAGUACCCCUUUGACUCGUCCUGCAAGAGGAUGACAGUCAUCUACACGGAUAACGCGGGCGCAUCGGCAUACACCAAAGGCGCCCUUGAAGCCAUGCUUCCCUUGAUGAAUGUUUCCGAUGACCAGAAGGCCCGAAUCGUAGCCAAGGCCGAGUCUAUGGCGGCGAAAGGCCUCCGUGUUCUCUGCGUAGCAAAAACAACGGCCGACCCAGGUAGCUUUCCUUCGAAAUGCUCCCCUGAUGCCGAGGAGAAGAUUUCUCUAGCAGUUGACAAUAUUCCCGAGCGCUCCGCUGUCGAAGCUCAUCUCACCUUCUUGGGCUUGGCCGGACUGUACGACCCGCCAAGGCUGGAGUCCGCUGCAGCUGUUAGACGAUGCCAAGAAGCUGGCAUCACAGUCCAUAUGCUCACCGGAGACCACGUAAAGACGGCCACGGCUAUUGCUUACGAGAUUGGAAUCCUGAAAACCGCCAACCCGACCUCUCCAACCAGCAAUAGCAAUCAGAUCAUGGUCGCGAGCACCUUUGACGACCUUAGCGAUGCCCAGAUCGACCAAAUGGAACAUUUGCCUCUGGUGUUGGCCAGGUGCAGCCCCACGACCAAGGUCCGCAUGGUGGAAGCUAUGCACCGGAGAAAGGCGUUUUGUGUCAUGACGGGGGACGGCGUGAACGACUCGCCAGCUCUGAAAAAGUCGGACAUUGGAAUCGCCAUGGGUCUCAACGGCAGCGACGUGGCCAAAGAGGCGGCAGAUAUGGUGCUAACAGACGACAACUUUGCCUCGAUAGUCACGGCUAUCGAGGAGGGCAGACGCUUGUUUGACAAUAUUCAAAAGUUCCUCCUCCACCUCCUCGUCUCCAACAUCGCCCAGGUGUUGCUCCUCCUGAUUGGCCUCGCCUUCAGAGACAGCCACGGGAUUUCCAUCUUCCCGCUUUCUCCGCUGGAGAUUCUCUGGGCCAACCUGGUCACGUCGUCCUUUCUGGCCCUCGGUCUCGGCAUCGAGGAGGCGCAGCCGGACAUCAUGCAACGGCCCCCGCACGACCUUUCCGUGGGCGUCUUCACCCGCGAGCUGAUUGUAGAUAAAUUCGUCUACGGCUCUGCAAUGGGUGGACUCUGCCUCGCGGCAUUCACUAGUGUCGCCUACGGCAUGUCUGGGCCUCACGGCCUCGGCGUUGGGUGUAACGAGCAUUACUCUGAAUUGUGCAGCGUCCCGUUCCGUGCCCGUGCCACCACGUUUGCUACCCUCACGUUCCUCCUCCUCAUCACGGCGUGGGAGGCAAAGCACUUUACUCGGUCGCUGUUUGCCAUGCACCCGGAGAAGUACGCAGGCCCGCUGUCUGUCUUCCGCACGGUGUGGCAGAACAAGUUUCUGUUUGGUGCCGUCUCGGCUGGGUUCGUGAUUGCGUUUCCGGUUAUUUAUCUCCCUGUGAUUAACCGGGUUGUUUUUAAGCAUGAGGCUAUCACGUGGGAGUGGGGUGUGGUUGUGGCAUGUGUUGUGGUUUACAUUGUGAUUGUUGAGGCGUGGAAGGCGGUGAAGAGGAGGUUUGGUUUGGGGGCUGUUCUGUUGAAGCAGGGUGUUGAAGCUGGAACCGAGGUGUGAAGAUGCUCAGGGGGCAGGAAGGUGACGGGUGUUGGAUGGAGAUGGUGGUCGAAAGAUGCCGCAGGGGGAAAGGCUUUACACAGCCAGCCAGCUAGACACUCAGCUGCGCUUUUGGGGACCUUCGGCCGACUCGGCCUGUUUGGUUCUUUUCUCUUCGUUCUCCUUGCGUUAAGCAGGAGCCAGUUUUGUCGUCUUCCUUUGGGGUUGUCCCCAGCCGUUCUUUCCAUAGAGGCAAGGGGCAAACGGCCUUGUAGCAAAUCGAGUCUGCAAUUGGUAUACUCGGGUGCUCAGUAUAGUCAUUUCCUUGUACUGAUCAGUGACCACUGAUUAGCCUCUUCUGUCCACGGUAGCUUCCACUCUGAGAUCAUCAUGACCAACAAGAAAGCAGAAACAGAA
Molecule: messenger RNA, 3880 nt
Organism: Canariomyces notabilis
Lineage: Eukaryota; Fungi; Ascomycota; Sordariomycetes; Sordariales; Chaetomiaceae
Product: Na or K P-type ATPase
Exons: 5
Coding region: 302-3484 (1060 amino acids)
Biological process (GO): potassium ion transport; intracellular calcium ion homeostasis; sodium ion transport
Cellular component (GO): plasma membrane
Molecular function (GO): P-type potassium transmembrane transporter activity; P-type sodium transporter activity; ATP binding
Source: RefSeq, a predicted model, not a curated record